This is a messenger RNA of Verticillium dahliae VdLs.17, 900 nucleotides long. RefSeq lists its product as uncharacterized. Bases 1 to 900 code for a protein of 299 amino acids. The record is from RefSeq and is a predicted model, not a curated record. NCBI's taxonomy places the organism in Eukaryota, Fungi, Ascomycota, Sordariomycetes, Glomerellales, Plectosphaerellaceae. The transcript has 2 exons.
AUGGGCGCUGCCGGCAUCACUGUCGUUGCCGUCGCUGUGUUUUCUGGCCUGAAGACGCCACCGGGGUCGGUCAAGGCCAAGGUGCCGAAGGAGAAGAAGGAGCUGUGGGACAAGGUCGCCUUGCCAGCCAUCAGAAUGCACAUUCAACCCAUCGACAACCUCACUGACAUGGAGCCGUUCGUCAACGACAUGCCCCAGCACAUCCACAUCCCAGACCAAGGCGACGAGGGCGCAGGCGAGGGCGACACGUUUGACGACGUCUGGGGCUCCGCGCCGGCAUCCCCCACGACGCAGACGCGCGGCGCUCCCUCGUCGUCCGCAGCGGCCGCGCAUCACCCAUCGGACAUGCCCCGCCUGCAGGCCGAGCACACGACCGCCGGCUACCGCGAGGGCGUCACGGCGGCCAAGGCCCACAGCAUCCAGGCCGGCUUUGACGAGGGCUACAGCCUGGGCGCCGCCAUCGGGUCCCAGGCCGGCCAGAUCAUCGGUCUCCUCGAGGGCGUCGCGCACGCGCUCGCGGGCCACGACGACGCCAGCUUGGCCGAGGCGGCUGCCCGCAGUGUCGAGGAGGCGCGGCACGAGCUCCAGGUUGAGAAGCUUUUCGGACCCGACUACUGGAACACGGACGGCACGUGGAACUACGAGGUGGCGGCGAAGACGAAAGCCGACGGAACCCAGGAGAAGGGCCGGGCGGGAGAGGACGACAUUCUGUUUGCUGACGUCGCUGACGCGCACCCGCUGAUUGUCAAGUGGACCGAGGUCGUUGAGGCUGCAGUCGCGCGAUGGGGCAUCGACCGCGCCGUCUUUGCCGAUGUCGGUGAGGAGGAACGUCUGGCCGCACAGGACAGAGCUGCUGCCAACGCAGGACCCCAGCAGACGAGGAAGCCCCUUGACUGGUGA